AAAUACGUUUUUAUUUUUUCAAUUCAAAACAUGCAGAAUUUUGUUAAUCCAGAGGAACUUGACUAUUUUGUAGAAAGCUUACGCCCGUUUCCAGUACGAGAAGUUGGAAAUGCAAAAUGGCUGGAAGUACAUGAAAUGAUUAUCAAACUAAGCCAACAAGCAACGCUUGAGGCAAUCGAACACCGAGAGGAAGAGGUUCGAGAAUUUCUGUGUAUGGCACAUAAGCUAAAUGUGCUUGUUCAUGAGGCAUACUGUAUUUUUUUGUGGAAGACUCGGGUUCUGCCACACUUGCUAGAAAUUGAUCCCAAUCCACAAGCAACUUUUUUGAUUUAUACGGUACUAUUUCAUGAAGCAGCGGUUAUAUCCCUACUAGAUACGACUCUAUUUCAUAGCAGUGCUUGUGAAGUUUUAAAGGACUCUGCAAUCGACCUAGUUGAUUACUGUGCACAAGGUGUGGCUCAACUUAUUGGUUUAGUCAGCAUGGGUUAUCAUGAAAAUGAGACCAAUCUAGAUGUUGAUGAGGCAGUCCUAACUGAACUAGAGCGCCAGAAACGUGAUAUUAUAUAUAAAAUUGGUCUGCGCUGUAUUUCAAUUUUAAACUAUUUGGCUGACAACACUGUAUCACUGCCUUUAAGUGCUACACGUCGUAUGGUUGUUACUCAUGAUGUUCCUUGGCUAAUGACUGAAGUCUUACAUUUUCGUCCCUGGCAGAAACAAACCAAAAAUGGUGUACAGAAAAUUAUAGAUGACAAAUGGAAGCCUAUACCAAUCGCUGAUAUGAGCGAGGUAACUAAACACGAAGCGCAUGCAUGGUUUUGUCUAAGACAGCUGUUGUUUAACAAAGCCAUAAUGCAAAAUUAUGAAUUCAAUAGUGAAAGAUGUAAGCAGUUAUCCAAGUGCCAAGGUUUGCUGAAUGAUAUCGUACUUGAUCAACUACCACCUCUCAUCGAACUUAAACAAUUCCUUUGCCAGCUAAGUGUUACAGCUGUAUCCAAUGACAGUAAAUCGAACUUAUUAUUGGAGGAGGUACCUGAAAUAUGUGAAAACCUUAUCAAGGAAUCGGAGCAUGAUGGAGGUUUUUUAGCCAUAGCUCAGGCUCAAGAAAACAUAUUUUUAUGUAAUGAUAAAAACAAAAUAAUGGAAAUGGCUAAAUGUCUAUCGAAUGCCUACAGCACAGAUUUACUAGUUGAAUAUGAGCAGAGGAUCGAAGAAACCGAAAAACAUGGAGAUAACAUUACACUUGAUACUCGCAAUGAUGCAGAUAUUUCCGAAAAUAAAUUGUCAUUAUUCUGCGCCAAAUGCGCUGGUCACGCUACAAAAAAAUGCGGCAAAUGCAAGAACGCCUACUACUGCUCGCGGGCGUGCCAGCAGGCGGAUUGGCCAAAUCAUAAAGGCACUUGUGUGGAGAAAAACUAACAACGUGGUGCGAUGUUUUUUAAAAUUUCAAUA
Teleopsis dalmanni is the source of this 1449-nucleotide messenger RNA. It is a transcript of the gene Zmynd10, whose product is annotated as zinc finger MYND domain-containing protein 10 homolog. The record is from RefSeq and is a predicted model, not a curated record. Gene Ontology annotation, biological process: outer dynein arm assembly; motile cilium assembly; inner dynein arm assembly. Lineage: Eukaryota; Metazoa; Arthropoda; Insecta; Diptera; Diopsidae. Gene Ontology annotation, cellular component: cytoplasm; centriolar satellite. Bases 31 to 1416 code for a protein of 461 amino acids. The transcript has 5 exons.